CUCUGUCAGAAAUCUUGUGGCUCUUAUAUGUUCUGAUAUCUUUCUGUUCUAGUCUGUUAUGUACAUAUACAAAAUGUGGAUGUUUAAGAUGAAUGUUAAAUUCAUCUGGCAACCCAGCCACUCCUUCAGGUGCUCCUGGGUUCUGCCUGUACAAGGAAGCAGUAAACGCAUGAAGGAAUAAACAGUUCUAUAAAAGAACAGUUCUAAAGUUCUGCUCUGCUGAAAAUGGAUCACUGUACGCCGGUACUGAAAUACCUGCUUCUCCUCUCGGUUAACAUUUAUCUGACAUCAGCAGCCUCCCACUCUCUGCACUACUUCUACAUUGGAGUCACAUCAGGAGUAAAUUUCCCAGAGUUCACUAUUGUUGGUCUGGUAGAUGGAGAGCAGAUUGUGUACUAUGACAGUAACAUCAGGAAGAUGAUCCAGAGGAAUGAGUGGAUAAAGAAGAUUGAAGCAGAUGAUCCUGAGCACUGGAACAGAGAGACUCAGAAAUCACAGGAUAAUCAGAAGAGCUUCAAAUUCAAUGUGGAUGUUCUAAUGAAGCGCUUCAACCACACCGAAGGAGUUCACACAGUACAGUUGAUGUACGGCUGUGAGCUGCAUCAUGAUGGAACCACAAGAGGAUACAGGCAGUACAGUUAUGAUGGAGAAGACUUCCUCAGUCUGGAUCUGAACACUGUCACCUGGACUGCGGCCAGUCCUAAAGCUCUCAUUACCAAAUACAAGUGGGAGAGGGCAGGUGCAGCUGGGUUCCACACAGCCUACCUGCAGAAUGAAUGUAUCAGCUGGUUAAAGAAGUAUGUGGAAUAUGGCAGAUCCACUCUGAAGAGGAAAGUCUCUCCUGAGGUGUCUCUGUUCCAGAAGGACUCUUCUUCUCCAGUGGUGUGUCAUGCUACAGGAUUCUACCCCAAAGCAAUGAUGAUCUCCUGGCAGAAGAAUGGAGAGGAUCUGCAUGAGGAUGUGGAGCUCAGAGAGAUGCUGCCCAACCAGGAUGGAACCUUCCAGAAGAGGAGCGUUUUGAUUGUCUCACCUGAGGAGCUGAAUAAACACCACUACACCUGCAUCAUUCAGCACAGCAGCCUGGACAAGAAGAUGGUGCUUCCAGUGACUGAACGUAGAGUCCUGCAAGAUGGAGAUAUGGUUGGUGCCAUUGUUGGUGCAGUUGUGUUUGUUCUCCUGCUGGCCUUCAUUGGGUCUGUUGGAUUGUUCUUUUGGAAGAAGAAGAAGAAUCAAAAGUCUGGUUUCAGACCUGUCAGUCCUGGUUCAGCAGUAGAAUCUGACCGAGGCUCCUCAUCAACCAUCUCCAGCACUGCAUCCGAAUGAAGAUCUGUGAUUAUAUACCACACUGAUGAAACACAGCUGUAUGAUCUGUAUCACGCUGUACUUCAUUAACCAUGCACUGCUUGAGAGUCAGAGUCAUUUCAGUACUUUAGAACUGCAAUGAAGGAUUUCAAUGAUAACGACAUUUGUAUAUUUCUAUACAGUUGUAUGCAAAAGUGCCUAUACAGCUAUGUAAAGCAUAAAAUGUGGCCUGUGCAAA
This is a messenger RNA of Colossoma macropomum (tambaqui), 1540 nucleotides long. Its product is annotated as H-2 class I histocompatibility antigen, Q10 alpha chain-like. NCBI's taxonomy places the organism in Eukaryota, Metazoa, Chordata, Actinopteri, Characiformes, Serrasalmidae. Gene Ontology annotation, cellular component: external side of plasma membrane. Gene Ontology annotation, biological process: immune response. The transcript has 7 exons. Bases 226 to 1323 code for a protein of 365 amino acids. The record is from RefSeq and is a predicted model, not a curated record.